This is a messenger RNA of Aspergillus ochraceoroseus IBT 24754, 1100 nucleotides long. RefSeq names its product sulfurtransferase. Bases 72 to 971 code for a protein of 299 amino acids. Gene Ontology annotation, biological process: transsulfuration. The transcript has 2 exons. NCBI's taxonomy places the organism in Eukaryota, Fungi, Ascomycota, Eurotiomycetes, Eurotiales, Aspergillaceae. Gene Ontology annotation, molecular function: thiosulfate-cyanide sulfurtransferase activity. The record is from RefSeq and is a predicted model, not a curated record. Gene Ontology annotation, cellular component: mitochondrion.
UGGAAACCCUCGUGAACGGAACCCUCGUGAACGGGAUACAAAAGCAGGCAUAUUGUGCCUCAAUUCUCACAAUGGAUUCCCCCAGAUCUGACCCAUCUUUCUCUCUACUGGUUUCGCCUGCUGAGCUACACAACGCUCUAACCAAUUCAUCCUGCUCGUCUCGCCGCAUUAUCCCCCUGGCAGUAGGCCGGAAAUCUCAUAUCCCCUCCUAUGAGGCCCAACAUAUCCCGGGGUCCAUAUUCAUUGACCUGGAUGAGAUGAAUGAUGCUACCUCACAGUAUCCGCAAAUGCUUCCAACGCCUGCCCAUUUUGCCCAUUGCAUGACGGGCUUGGGCAUUCACCCAACCGACGUCCUUGUCGUAUAUGACACGCUGGAAGUAGGACUCUACUCAUCUCCGCGCGUGGCCUGGAUGUGUCGCUAUUUUGGACACGGCACCGUGCACGUUUUGAAUAAUUUUCCAUCCUACGUGGAGGCGGGCCACCCUGUUGCGGUUGGGCCGUUGUCAACGCCUGUUCCUGCGUUGGAGGCCUAUCCGACUCGGGAGCCACGGGCUCCAACACAAGUCAUCUCGUUUGAAGAGCUGCAGGACCUUUGUCUUGGGAAGAGUGAGCAGAGAGGGUAUCGAAUCCUAGACGCCAGAAUCCCCGGCCGGUUUUCGGGAGCUGAAGCGGAGAUCGAUCCGACACUACGAUCGGGGCAUAUGCCUUGCGCUCUCAACGUCCCUUUUGCGUCGAUCUUGAGUCCGGAUAAAACUAUAUUACCGGCUGCAGACCUGAGACUGCUUUUCGGUAAGAUUGGCGUGCACGAGGCGCAACCAUUGGUCUUGACUUGUAACUCGGGUGUGACGGCGGCGGCACUGGACUUGGCCCUGAAUGUCGCUGGAUAUAAGAUGGAGAGGAGGCUAUAUGACGGAAGCUGGAUGGAAUGGACACGGAGGGCAGACAAGGAUGGCUUGAUUUUGGUGGAUUGAUAUGGAUGCUAUCCUUACACCGUAGCAUGAUUCAUUAGUUCUCAGAGAAUAAUUCCCGAUCUAUCGCACUUUCUAUAGAUGUAUAGUCUAAAAUCUAGCCCUAACACAAAACCAGCAAAAGAGAUCUAG